ACCUUCCUAUAUUCUUUCAAAAAAACAAAACAAUUCCUACUACAAAUAUCACCACAUCCCAAAAUUAUAUUAAACAAUUAUAUAUAUAAGCUCAAAGAAAAUGGUGAAAGAAAGAAGCAAAUGUAUGGUCAUGCUAAAGCAUAUAAUGGGAAAGCUCAAGAAUCUUCUUCAAUUAAUUCUCAAAUUUGAUGUUGUGGAAUUUGUUGAAACCCCAAGAGCAAAUGAUAAAGAAGUGGUACCCAAUGAUGUAAAAGAAGGAUAUUUUGCUGUAUUAUCAGUGAACGCAGAGGAAGAGCCAAAGAGGUUUGUUGUGGAACUGCAUUGGCUCACAAAUCCUUCAUUCUUGAAAUUACUCAAACAGGCAGAAGAUGAAUAUGGAUUUGAACAAAAAGGUGUUCUUGAAGUUCCUUGUCGUGCCGAGGAAUUACAAAAGAUUUUGGAAUUCAAGAUUGGAGUUGCAGUUUAAUUGUCUAGUUUUUACUUUGUUAUAAUGUUGUCUAAGCGAUUAUGUUAAAGUAAAGAAUUUGUUCGCUACUAUAUAAAGUAUUUGACCUACGUACAAUAACAGGUAAUUUUUCAUAUCAGACUUAAUAUAAUAACCUGAAAAUAUUAUUAAUA
Molecule: messenger RNA, 618 nt
Organism: Lycium barbarum (goji berry)
Lineage: Eukaryota; Viridiplantae; Streptophyta; Magnoliopsida; Solanales; Solanaceae
Product: auxin-responsive protein SAUR32-like
Exons: 1
Coding region: 101-466 (121 amino acids)
Biological process (GO): response to auxin
Source: RefSeq, a predicted model, not a curated record